UGUUCUCUUGCUAUUGUCCGCGGCAUCGGCGUUUUUUUGAAUCUGCUUCUCCUCUCUCUUGGGUGAAGGAAAGGUGAAAUUUUGAUUCUUCUCUCUGCUUUGGAUUCAGGGAGAAAAUGGCUGUAGUGAACAAAGGGCGAGCAGAGCUCUGCUCAAGUCCGGAGAGGACGAAAGUCUGGACGGAGACGAUGAAGAAGAAGAGGGUUUCUGUUGUUUAUUAUCUCUCAAGGAAUGGGCAGCUCGAACAGCCUCAUUUCAUGGAGGUCACUCUGUCUUCAAGAGAUGGACUUUAUUUAAAAGAUGUUAUUGAUCGUCUUAAUUUCCUUCGAGGAAAUGGAAUGGCGAGUUUGUAUUCUUGGUCAUCAAAGAGGAGCUAUAAGAAUGGAUUUGUGUGGCACGAUCUCUCUGAAGACGAUUUCAUAUAUCCAGCUCAUGGGCAGGAGUAUGUUCUCAAAGGAUCCGAGCUUCUUCGAUCAUCGUCUUCUCCGACGUCACAGGAAACUAUAGACUCUGAGAGAGCGGAUUUCCUGCCUGAGAGAAGGAAGAAGACGCCGUCGGCAUCGAGUUCCGUUGAUUUCGGAGAAUAUAUGGUCUACAAGAACAAAUUGCUGGCAGCGGAUGCUUCUGCGAAGGCAAUGGAUGCGGCUACGCAGACGGACGACGAGUGGCGAAGGCGGCGGCGGAGGGUGUUCGGAGAGGGUGAUGGCGAUGGAGAAAACAGAAGGGAAGUUGUGCUGGAAGAGGAUAAUCCGACAACGGAGCUCAGCUGCGACGAGAUAUCGCCGCCGCCAUCUUCUUCGAGCACGGAGACUUUGGAAUCGCUUAUCAAAGCCGACGGUCGCGUCGCUGUUACAUCCGCCGUUGGCGGUGGAGAUGAGAACGACCGGUCGGUGGCGGGAUGCCCAUCCGGGAGGUUCCGAGCGUCGGCGUCGGCGGUCCUGAUGAAUCUUAUUUCUUGCGGCUCGAUCUCGGUGAAGGACCACACCGUCAGCUGCGGCGGUGGAGGCAGGUACUUUCUGCCGCCGCGUGGCAGACCGACGGAGCAGCAGGAGGAAACGAAAGAAAUGGACGGUGCGAUUGAAAUGCCGAGCAUCUCCGCCAUCAGGCUUGAAGACAAGGAGUACUUCAGCGGCAGCCUCAUCGAAACCAAGAAGAAAACUCUCGCCGGCGACGGCACCGCAACAGCGCUCAAACGUUCCUCUUCCUACAACUCGGAGAGGAGUUCAAAGAUGGAGAUGGACGGCGGUCGAGGCUCGAGGUGUAUUCCGGCCGGGAAGGCAAAGGCGACGGCGACUGGGAGGAAGAAGGUGGAGUUGGAGACAAAAUAGCUUUGGAAAUGGGGAAAUUUUAUAAGUGAGAUGAAUGGUCUGGCACGUAGUUAAGUUAGGAAGACGAUGAAGGAGGUUAGGACUCUGUGUAAUCAUAUUAAAGCGGAUUAAUUUCAGUGUUUUCUAAGUAAAAUAUCAUAUGGUU
Messenger RNA from Dendrobium catenatum, 1473 nucleotides. RefSeq names its product protein UPSTREAM OF FLC. Bases 117 to 1328 code for a protein of 403 amino acids. The transcript has 5 exons. NCBI's taxonomy places the organism in Eukaryota, Viridiplantae, Streptophyta, Magnoliopsida, Asparagales, Orchidaceae. The record is from RefSeq and is a predicted model, not a curated record.